Molecule: messenger RNA, 492 nt
Organism: Pomacea canaliculata
Lineage: Eukaryota; Metazoa; Mollusca; Gastropoda; Architaenioglossa; Ampullariidae
Product: FK506-binding protein 4-like
Exons: 4
Coding region: 1-492 (163 amino acids)
Source: RefSeq, a predicted model, not a curated record
AUGACCCAAGCGCCCAAGCCAAGACCCAAGGCCCAAACCCAAGGCGGCAGCUCCAAGAGCCAGAGCCAGAGCCCAGAGCCCAAGAGCCAAGAGCCCAACCAGAGCCCAGAGCCCAAGCAAGAGCCCAAGAGCCACAAAGCCAAAGAGGCCAAGAGCAAGACCAAGAGCCAAGAGCAGGCCCAAGAGCAAAGGCAAGAGCCAAGAGCCAAGAGCCAAGAGCCCAGAGCCAAGAGCCCAAGAGCCCAAGAGCCCCAGAGCCAAGAGCAACCCAGAGCCAGAGCCCAGACCCAGACCAGAGCCAAGAGCCGCAAGAGCCAAGAGCAAGGCCGCAAGAGCCCAAGAGCCCCAGAGCCAAACAAGAGCCAAGAGCCAAGAAUACGAAUCGCUAUGCUCAGUGUUAGCACUGGUCAUGAGCCUGCUGGCGGCUGCCCGGCCCCCGACCGCGCAGGGGGGCUUCCCGUCGCUCCCGCUGUGGUCAAUAAGAUGAGAUAG